CGCACACGCGCUCCUGCAAAGGGAAGUGAAGAUGCUUCCGUUUCAGAUCCACGGAGCAGCUCCUGAACCCGGCGCUCUGCACCCUGCCGCUGUCUGAGCUCCACACCGGGGCGCGGAGCUCCGGGAGCUGCAGCCGGGAAUGGGUGCUCUUACUCGGGGAAGCUACCUGUCCUCUGCCGGCCUCCUGCUGCUCCUCUGCGGAUCCGUCCUCUGCAAAGCUCCCCGGGGCGAUGCUCAGCCGGACGCCGCUCCCUCGGUGCAGGGGACGCUGCCGCACUUCAUCCAGGAGCCGGAGGACGCCUACAUUGUGAAGAGCAACCCCAUCAAGCUGCGCUGCCGAGCCGCCCCCGCCCUGCAGAUCUUCUUCAAAUGCAACGGGGAGUGGGUGCACCAGAACGAGCACGCCUCCCAGGAGUACAAGGACCUGAACACCGGGCUGAAGGUUCGGGAGGUGAUGAUCAACGUCUCCCGGCAGCAGGUGGAGGACUUCCACGGCCCCGAGGAUUACUGGUGUCUGUGCGUCGCCUGGAGCCACCUCGGGACCUCCAAGAGCCGCAAGGCCACGGUCCGCAUCGCCUACCUGAGGAAAAACUUUGAGCAGGACCCCCAGGGGAAGGAGGUGCCCAUCAACAUGAUGAUCGUUCUGCACUGCCGCCCUCCGGAGGGGGUGCCCGUCGCUGGGGUGGAAUGGCUGAAAAACGACGAGCUGCUGAGCUCUCGGACCGACGACAACAUCGACACGAGAGCCGACCACAACCUGAUCAUCAACGAGGCGCGGCUCUCCGACUCGGGGAACUACACCUGCGUGGCUAGCAACAUCGUGGCCAAGAGACGCAGCGCCACCGCCACCGUCAUCGUGUUCGUGAACGGCGGCUGGUCGCUGUGGACCGAGUGGUCUAACUGUAACGUGCCGUGCGGGCGGGGGGUGCAGAGGAGGUCUCGAACCUGCACUAACCCGGCGCCUCUCAACGGGGGGGCUUUCUGCGAGGGCAUGUCUGUCCAAAAAAUCACCUGCAACGCCCUCUGCCCGGUUGACGGAGGCUGGGACGAGUGGAGCGAGUGGACGGUGUGCAGCAGUCAGUGUGAGAAGCAGCGCAGCCGGGAGUGCACCUCCCCGCCCCCCCGUCACCGGGGGAGAAGCUGCGAGGGGAACACCGAGGCCACGGAGAACUGCACCGACGGACUGUGCACUCAGAAUCGAAAGCUGCUUCACGAUGUUAAACCUCAAAGUAUGGACAGCUCCAACGACGUGGCUCUGUACUCGGGCCUCGGGGCCGGCAUCAUCACAGUGGCCAUCCUGGUGGUGGCGGUGAUGUUGUACAGGAAGAACCACAGCGAGUACGGUGUCGACGUCAUCGACUCCUCCGCACUCACUGGGGGCUUCCAGUCCUUCAACUUCAAGACCACCAGACAAGGGAACCCUCUGCUGCUGAACUCCUCCAUGCCUCCGGACCUGACGGUGGGCCGGCCCUACAGCACCCCCCUCUGCUUCCAGGACGCCGCCGACAAGGAGCUGUUCGACCCGCUGCCGGACAUCAAGGUCAAAGUGCAGAGCUCCUUCAUGGUGUCGCUGGGCGUGGCCGAGCGGGCCGAGUUCCGAGCCAAAGCCCCCCCCGCCGACACCUUCCCGCGGGACCCGAGCUGCGACUACAGCGGCACCGCGGACCGGCGCAAGAAGGGCCUGCUGACGCUGAACGGGCCCCUCAGCACGGGGAAGCAGCUGAGGACCAGCGGCGUGUUCGGGCCCACCGGGGGCCGCCUGGUGGUGCCCAACUCCGGGGUCCGUCUGCUGGUGCCUCACGGAGCCGUGGCUGAGAACACGUCCUGCGAGAUGUACAUGGUGAUCAAUCACGGGGAGGCAAGUGUGGAGACGCUAGAAGGCUGUGAGAUCCUCCUGGGCCCCGAGGUGACGUACGGUCCUCCGGGCCUCGACUUCUCCUGCCCGGUGGCCAUGACCAUUGCUCACUGCGCCGAACCCGACCCGGAGAACUGGAGCAUCACGCUGAAGAGGAAAACCCAGGACAGCAAAUGGGAGGAAGUGAUGUCGGUGGAGGAUGAGUCCACUUCCUGUUACUGCCUGCUGGACUCGGCGAGCGUCCACCUGCUCCUGGAUCAGCCGGGUUCGUACGCCCUGGUGGGCGAGCCGCUGACGCAGGCCGCCGUCAAGAGGCUGAAGCUGGCUGUGUUCGGGGGCCUGGAGGCCGGGGGGGCCACGAGCUACAGCCUGAGGGUCUACUGUGUGGAUGACACGCCACACGCCUUUCAGGGAGUGGUGUCGGCAGAGAGGAGCCAAGGGGGGCAGCUCCUUGAGGAGCCGAAGACGUUGCCUUUCCUGGCGAACACCUUCAGCCUCCAGGUGUCCAUCCAGGAUGUUCCCCAGUUCCUGUGGAGCAUCAAACCCUUCACCACCUGUCAGGAGUUCUCGUUCCCCUCCGUCUGGUGCAGCAGCCAGCAGCACUGUGCCUUCAGUCUGCAGAGAUUCUCCCCCAACACCUCGCAGCUCUCCUGCAAGAUCAGCGUGCGACAGGUCAAAGGUCACGAGCAGAUCCUGCAGGUCUACACCGCCGUGGCUGAGACGGAGAAGGACCCCGCCCCCUUCUUCCUGCAGACAGACUGCAGCAUCACAUCCCUGUCGGGCCCCGGGGCCUUCAACAUCCCCUCCUCCAUCCGCCAGAGGAUCUGCGCCACCUUCGACACGGCCAACGCCGCGGGCAAGGACUGGCAGCUGCUCGCUCAGAAGCUGCACCUACAGCGGAACCUGGGCUUCUUCUCGCAGCAGAGGAGUCCGUCGGCGGUGAUCCUCAGCCUGUGGGAGGCCCGGCACCAGGACUCGGCUCACCUGGACUCCCUGGCCAGCGCUCUGGAGGAGAUCGGCAAGAUCCACAAAACCUCCCCCCAGGACGAGCCCGAGUCUGACUGCAGCCAGACACAGGGGGGGGGGGAGUGUGUGAGGACAAACUGACACUUAUAUCUGCACACACACACACACACACACACAGCCGGGGAUGGACACGCAGUGCGACCCGAUCCGACAGAGGAGUCUUCGGUAGUCAGACUGUAAACCUGACGUUCCCCUUCCUCUCUAACGUUCCAGCUGCAUCUCUGUGUUCAUCUCACUUUAUUCUUUCUGUUCGAAGAGAUGGGAUAUAUGUUCAUCACACGCAGCUAGAGCGGUGCAGGGAUGUGGUGUUUCUGUGUUGCAACAUCUCCCUGGUCUAAUGUGUGAUUUUGGAUUAAAUAAUCUCUGUGUCAAACAAACGUUUAUGAUUCUUACAGGUGUGGUUCAGCAGGAUAAUCUCCACAUAUUAACACCACUUUAUGAUUUCUGAAGUAAAAAGGUAACUAUAGAGGAACUACAGCACGGUCACAUGACUUCACGUCACCACCGCUAAGCUAAAGGAGGCUAAUGUUGGGCUAUAAAGGAACUACAGCACGGUCACAUGACUUCACGUCACCACCGCUAAGCUAAAGGAGGCUAAUGUUGGGCUAUAAAGGAACUACAGCACGGUCACAUGACUUCACGUCACCACCGCUAAGCUAAAGGAGGCUAAUGUUGGGCUAUAAAGGAACUACAGCACGGUCACAUGACUUCACGUCACCACCGCUAAGCUAAAGGAGGCUAAUGUUGGGCUAUAA
This is a messenger RNA of Eleginops maclovinus (Patagonian blennie), 3636 nucleotides long. It is a transcript of the gene unc5db, whose product is annotated as unc-5 netrin receptor Db. The coding region runs from base 140 to 2962 and encodes 940 amino acids. Lineage: Eukaryota; Metazoa; Chordata; Actinopteri; Perciformes; Eleginopidae. The transcript is spliced from 17 exons. Gene Ontology annotation, molecular function: protein binding; netrin receptor activity. Gene Ontology annotation, biological process: netrin-activated signaling pathway; axon guidance. Gene Ontology annotation, cellular component: membrane. The record is from RefSeq and is a predicted model, not a curated record.